AAAGUAUCAUUCGAUCGUGUCUUAGCAAUUUGGCAACGAUGGGUGCAACUAAAACUUGUGUUUUCCUGUGCUUGAUAAGUGUUUUGGGAGCACAUGCAAAUGUUUUUAGGCAUCCAAUUCGCCAUCCAAGCAGGAAUAUCCAAUAUGUGAACUCGCAACAAGAUUUCAACCGAGCAAACACUGGCUCCUCCUACCAAUUCGCCGGUAGCUCAGGAAGCCGAGGCGGUAGCUACAGCAGUGGUACCGAGUCUUUCAACGAAUCAAACACCGCUGUGUCGAGUGGAAGCGCUAGUACCGUCGUAACAUCCAACCAACAAGGAUUUACAGGUGCCAGACAGGCAGAUAACAGUUACUUCGCUAGCGCUGGCGGCAGCAGUAUAGCCCAGUCGGCAUCUAAUAACCCAGCAGCACAAAACGUUUUUGUACAAAACAAUGAUGGAACUUUUGUACAGAAUUCAGCCGAUCAAGCUGUUAGUUCAUCAUCGUCUAAUACCAAUACUGUUUCAACUAUUGCUGACUAUAGUCCCCGAAUUGUAGAUCUCACAGGUGGUGGUGAAUUAGAUUCGAGCGUUGUAGCCUACGAGACUGUUGACAAUGUUGGUCGCCCAUACUAUAUUUUACGAAGAGGAUCAUUUGGGCAAGGUGUAUACCCACUUUUGGUUAACCAGCCAGCCCCCAUCGCAGUUCUACCCGUUGAAAACUUAGGUACAACAUUCAUCAGCGGUGGAGAACCCUCAGCUAUUACCGAUUCCGACGCCAGCGCUAUCUUUAUCCAGGGCCCAUCUGACACAGUCGCUGAAGCGUCAGGCACCAGCACAAGUAGUACCACCUCAACAGGACCAGAUUACCAAACCAUACCAAUUCUACCACAGCCGGUACCUACUGUAGUUAAUCAAGGAUCUACAAGGUCAUCUUCUUAUUCAAAUGCCUACACCAACAACAGCCCAUCAGGAACAAAUGCAGGAGCGUCGGGCUUCAGCUCUGCUUCAACAGGCCCAGCAUACCAUACUAUCAACGUCGUACCAGCACCGACAACCCCAGUUGUUAGUUCUUACACCUAUUCUAACACCAAUACCGUUGUUAACCAGGGCGCCACAGGCCCGGCCACGGUAGCAGCGGGCUCCGCCACGGGAACCGCUACCUCAACAGGAAACAGAGGAACCUCAACUGUAACUACAACCUCUGCUGCCAAUAGCGCAGUCAACCAAGGCCCCGCAGGCCCAAGCGCGGUUGCAACGGGCUCCGCCACGGGAACUGCUACCUCAACUGGAAACAGAGGAUCCUCAACUGUAACUACAACCUCUGUUGCUAAUAGCGCAGUCAACCAAAGCCCCGCAGGCCCAAGCGCGGUAGCAACGGGCUCUGCCACAGGAACAGCUACCUCAACAGGAAACAGAGGAUCCUCAACUGUAACUACAACCUCUGCUGCUACUGGCGCAGUCAACCAAGGCCCCGCAGGCCCAAGCGCGAUAGCAACGGGCUCCGCCACGGGAACUGCUACCUCAACAGGAAACAGAGGAACCUCAACCGUAACAACAACCUCUACUGCUACUGGCGCUGUCAACCAGGGCCCCGCGGGCUCAAGCGCGGUAGCAACGGGCUCCACCACGGGCACCGCUACUUCCACAAGCCCAACGUACCAAACUAUUACAUACUUACCACAGCCAGUACCCGCUGUAGUAAAUCAAGGAUCUACAAGGUCGUCUUCUUAUUCUAAUGCCUUCGCCAACAAUAGCCCAUCAGGAUCCAACGCAGGAGCGUCGGGCUUCAGCUCUGCUUCAACAGCCCCAGCAUACCAUACUAUCACCGUCAUACCAGCACCGACAACCCCGGUUGCUAAUUCCUUUACCUAUUCUAACGCCAAUACCGUUGUCAACCAGGGCCCCAUAGGCCCGGCUUCAGUAGCAUCAGGCUCCGCAACGGGAACUGCUACCUCAACAGGAAACAGAGGAUCCUCAACUGUAACUACAACCUCUGCUGCUAAUAGCGCAGUCAACCAAGGCCCUGCAGGCCCAAGCACGGUAGCAACGGGCUCUGCCACAGGAACAGCUACCUCAAUAGGAAACAGAGGAACCUCAACUGUAACUACAACCUCUGCUGCCAAUAGCGCAGUCAACCAAGGCCCCGCAGGCCCAAGCGCGGUUGCAACGGGCUCCGCCACGGGAACUGCUACCUCAACAGGAAACAGAGGAACCUCAACUGUAACUACAACCUCUGCUGCUACUGGCGCAGUCAACCAAGGCCCCGCAGGCCUAAGCGCGAUAGCAACGGGCUCCGCCACGGGAACUGCUACCUCAACAGGAAGCAGAGGAACCUCAACCGUAACAACAACCUCUACUGCUACUGGCGCAGUCAACCAGGGCCCCGCGGGCUCAAGCGCGGUAGCAACGGGCUCCACCACGGGCACCGCUACUUCCACAAGCCCAACGUACCAAACUAUUUCAUUCUUACCGCAGCCAGUACCCGCUGUAGUAAAUCAAGGAUCUACAAGGUCGUCUUCUUAUUCUAAUGCCUUCGCCAACAAUAGCCCAUCAGGAUCCAACGCAGGAGCGUCGGGCUUCAGCUCUGCUUCCACAGGCCCAGCAUACCAUACUAUCACCGUCAUACCAGCACCGACAACCCCAGUUGUUAGUUCUUACACCUAUUCUAACACCAAUACCGUUGUCAACCAGGGCGCCACAGGCCCAGCCACGGUAGCAUCGGGCUCCGCCACGGGAACCGCUACCUCAACAGGAAACAGAGGAACCUCAACUGUAACUACAACCUCUGCUGCUAAUAGCGCAGUCAACCAAGGCCCCGCAGGCCCAAGCGCGGUUGCAACGGGCUCCGCCACGGGAACUGCUACCUCAACUGGAAACAGAGGAUCCUCAACUGUAACUACAACCUCUGUUGCUAAUAGCGCAGUCAACCAAGGCCCCGCAGGCCCAAGCGCGGUAGCAACGGGCUCUGCCACAGGAACAGCUACCUCAACAGGAAACAGAGGAACCUCAACUGUAACUACAACCUCUGCUGCUACUGGCGCAGUCAACCAGGGCCCCGCGGGCACAAGCGCGGUAGCAACGGGCUCCACCACGGGCACCGCUACUUCCACAAGCCCAACGUACCAAACUAUUACAUACUUACCACAGCCAGUACCCGCUGUAGUAAAUCAAGGAUCUACAAGGUCGUCUUCUUAUUCUAAUGCCUUCGCCAACAAUAGCCCAUCAGGAUCCAACGCAGGAGCGUCGGGCUUCAGCUCUGCUUCAACAGCCCCAGCAUACCAUACUAUCACCGUCAUACCAGCACCGACAACCCCGGUUGCUAAUUCCUUUACCUAUUCUAACGCCAAUACCGUUGUCAACCAGGGCCCCAUAGGCCCGGCUUCAGUAGCAUCAGGCUCCGCAACGGGAACUGCUACCUCAACAGGAAACAGAGGAUCCUCAACUGUAACUACAACCUCUGCUGCUAAUAGCGCAGUCAACCAAGGCCCUGCAGGCCCAAGCACGGUAGCAACGGGCUCUGCCACAGGAACAGCUACCUCAAUAGGAAACAGAGGAACCUCAACUGUAACUACAACCUCUGCUGCCAAUAGCGCAGUCAACCAAGGCCCCGCAGGCCCAAGCGCGGUUGCAACGGGCUCCGCCACGGGAACAGCUACCUCAACAGGAAACAGAGGAACCUCAACUGUAACUACAACCUCUGCUGCUACUGGCGCAGUCAACCAAGGCCCCGCAGGCCCAAGCGCGAUAGCAACGGGCUCCGCCACGGGAACUGCUACCUCAACAGGAAACAGAGGAACCUCAACCGUAACAACAACCUCUACUGCUACUGGCGCAGUCAACCAGGGCCCCGCGGGCUCAAGCGCGGUAGCAACGGGCUCCACCACGGGCACCGCUACUUCCACAAGCCCAACGUACCAAACUAUUUCAUUCUUACCGCAGCCAGUACCCGCUGUAGUAAAUCAAGGAUCUACAAGGUCGUCUUCUUAUUCUAAUGCCUUCGCCAACAAUAGCCCAUCAGGAUCCAACGCAGGAGCGUCGGGCUUCAGCUCUGCUUCCACAGGCCCAGCAUACCAUACUAUCACCGUCAUACCAGCACCGACAACCCCAGUUGUUAGUUCUUACACCUAUUCUAACACCAAUACCGUUGUCAACCAGGGCGCCACAGGCCCAGCCACGGUAGCAUCGGGCUCCGCCACGGGAACCGCUACCUCAACAGGAAACAGAGGAACCUCAACUGUAACUACAACCUCUGCUGCUAAUAGCGCAGUCAACCAAGGCCCCGCAGGCCCAAGCGCGGUUGCAACGGGCUCCGCCACGGGAACUGCUACCUCAACUGGAAACAGAGGAUCCUCAACUGUAACUACAACCUCUGUUGCUAAUAGCGCAGUCAACCAAGGCCCCGCAGGCCCAAGCGCGGUAGCAACGGGCUCUGCCACAGGAACAGCUACCUCAACAGGAAACAGAGGAACCUCAACUGUAACUACAACCUCUGCUGCUCCUGGCGCAGUCAACCAGGGCCCCGCGGGCACAAGCGCGGUAGCAACGGGCUCCACCACGGGCACCGCUACUUCCACAAGCCCAACGUACCAAACUAUUACAUACUUACCACAGCCAGUACCCGCUGUAGUAAAUCAAGGAUCUACAAGGUCGUCUUCUUAUUCUAAUGCCUUCGCCAACAAUAGCCCAUCAGGAUCCAACGCAGGAGCGUCGGGCUUCAGCUCUGCUUCAACAGGCCCAGCAUACCGUACUAUCACCGUCAUACCAGCACCGACAACCCCGGUUGCUAAUUCCUUUACCUAUUCUAACGCCAAUACCGUUGUCAACCAGGGCCCCAUAGGCCCGGCUUCAGUAGCAUCAGGCUCCGCGACGGGAACUGCUACCUCAACAGGAAACAGAGGAUCCUCAACUGUAACCACAACCUCUGUUGCUAAUAGCGCAGUCAACCAAGGCCCCGCAGGCCCAAGCACGGUAGCAGCGGGCUCCGCCACAGGAACUGCUACCUCAACAGGAAACAGAGGAACCUCAACCGUAACUACAACCUCUGCUGCUACUGGUGCAGUUAACCAAGGCCCCGCAGGCCCAAGCACGGUAGCAGCGGGUUCUGCCACGGGAACUGCCACCUCAACAGGAAACAGAGGAACCUCAACUGUAACUACAACCUCUGCUGCUACUGGCGCAGUCAACCAAGGCCCCGCAGGCCCAAGCGUGGUAGCAGCGGGCUCCGCCACGGGAACUGCCACCUCAACAGGAAACAGAGGAACCUCAACCGUAACUACAACCUCUGCUGCUACUGGUGCAGUUAACCAAGGCCCCGCAGGCCCAAGCACGGUAGCUGCGGGUUCUGCCACGGGAACUGCCACCUCAACAGGAAACAGAGGAACCUCAACUGUAACUACAACCUCUGCUGCUACUGGCGUAGUCAACCAAGGCCCCGCAGGCCCAAGCGCGGUAGCAGCGGGCUCCGCCACGGGAACUGCCACCUCAACAGGAAACAGAGGAACCUCAACUGUAACUACAACCUCUGCUGCUACUGGCGCAGUCAACCAAGGCCCCGCAGGCCCAAGCGCGGUUGCAACGGGCUCCGCCACGGGAACUGCUACCUCAACUGGAAACAGAGGAUCCUCAACUGUAACUACAACCUCUGUUGCUAAUAGCGCAGUCAACCAAAGCCCCGCAGGCCCAAGCGCGGUAGCAACGGGCUCUGCCACAGGAACAGCUACCUCAACAGGAAACAGAGGAUCCUCAACUGUAACUACAACCUCUGCUGCUACUGGCGUAGUCAACCAAGGCCCCGCAGGCCCAAGCGCGGUAGCAGCGGGCUCCGCCACGGGAACUGCCACCUCAACAGGAAACAGAGGAACCUCAACUGUAACUACAACCUCUGCUGCUACUGGCGCAGUCAACCAAGGCCCCGCAGGCCCAAGCGCGGUUGCAACGGGCUCCGCCACGGGAACUGCUACCUCAACUGGAAACAGAGGAUCCUCAACUGUAACUACAACCUCUGUUGCUAAUAGCGCAGUCAACCAAAGCCCCGCAGGCCCAAGCGCGGUAGCAACGGGCUCUGCCACAGGAACAGCUACCUCAACAGGAAACAGAGGAUCCUCAACCGUAACAACAACCUCUGCUGCUACUGGCGCAGUCAACCAAGGCCCCGCAGGCCCAAGCGCGGUAGCAGCGGGCUCUGCCACUGGAACCGCUACUUCAUCAGGCAACAGAGGAACCACAACAACAACAUCUACUUCGGGUUCUAAUGCAUUAGUGAGCCAGGGCCCACGGGGUGCAACCGCGUUAGCAACUGGAUCGGCAACGGGAACCGCUACUACAUCAGGUAACCAAGGAUCCUCAUCUGCCAUAUCUUCCUCUGGUGCUACUGGUGGAAUAAACCAGGCCCCAACGGGCAGCAGUGCGGUAGCAAGCGGCUCAAGCACCAGUGUAGCAUCACAAGGAAUACGUCCGAUUGUUGAAGACUUAUCGGAUGAUAUCACCCCGGACGACAUAACAGGAUUGUGGUCAGAUUAUGAUGGAGACGUGGAAUACAUAAGAAACGCAUAUGGUUACCCGUCAAGACGUCGUCUUAUAUCAAGACGCAGACGUCCAAUCUUCCCGAGAAGGCCUUGCAACGGAGCAAUUUGCUUCUGCCCAGAAGAUUUCCAGUACUUCCCAAGAUACAUCCGCCAACUUUUCGGAUUUCCCUUAAACAACUAUAACUAAACAAUAGUACCAUCAUAGAAGGCCUGUCGACAUCACAUUUCUCCGAACGCUUACCGAAUCGCCCUAAUGUAUUAAAUUGACAUGUCAAAGUCAUGUCACUUUUCGAAGUUGAGUAUCAUUCCUGUACUUAUGUUCGAAACUACGCUAAUGAGAUGCGAUGUUGUGAGGUACACUUAACGAAACGAACGAAACGCAGUCAUAUUGAUGUUUUAUGUUUUGUAUAUUAUAAGCAUGCAAAUAAAAACCCCUGAUUUUAUUGGGACAAAAAAAACUUAGUACUCAUGUUAAGCAAUGUUAUUCUGAAUAUAUUUGAAUUAUGAAAUCAUA
This is a messenger RNA of Trichoplusia ni (cabbage looper), 7019 nucleotides long. Its product is annotated as mucin-19-like. The record is from RefSeq and is a predicted model, not a curated record. The transcript is spliced from 7 exons. NCBI's taxonomy places the organism in Eukaryota, Metazoa, Arthropoda, Insecta, Lepidoptera, Noctuidae. The coding region runs from base 39 to 6692 and encodes 2217 amino acids.